This is a messenger RNA of Pichia membranifaciens NRRL Y-2026, 1173 nucleotides long. RefSeq lists its product as hypothetical. The record is from RefSeq and is a predicted model, not a curated record. NCBI's taxonomy places the organism in Eukaryota, Fungi, Ascomycota, Pichiomycetes, Pichiales, Pichiaceae. The transcript has a single exon. Gene Ontology annotation, cellular component: membrane; cytoplasm. The coding region runs from base 1 to 1173 and encodes 390 amino acids.
AUGUCUGAAGAAGCUGCUGCAACGAUUUCUGCUUUUGAUUUUUAUCUUCCGCUUCCGUACCGGGUGGUGAUACUAAUUAAUGCAGGUAUACUUUUCUGGCAUUUGAACCUGCUAACCUGCAGAAAUUUUAAGAUUGGUGUCUUAAAUGUUCUCAAAGUUUCCCCACAGGAGCUGACCUUGUCUAGACUCAUUGACAGAAGUCGAAAAUGUUUGGUGAACAUUACUUUGUCCAACAUCUGCAACUAUUCAAUAUAUUAUUUUUUUGCAUCCAACGGCUUUGAGUUGACACUCAUCGAUUGGCUACCCCUUUUCGGUAUUCUUACCACUUUCUUCAUUCUAUUGCAUGAUAAAUCAUCCUUUGAGUCUCAAAGAUUAUUGCAAACGAUGAAAAGAGUCAUCAAAGGUGAUAUCGACAUAUCCAUGAGAAACAAUGAUAUUUUACUAACGGAUACAUUCACAUCAUAUAACAAAGUCUUGGUGGAUUUUCUGGUCUAUGUAUCUGCAUUAGUUCUUGGAAUGUCUACAUUGCCAUCUGGUGCUAAUUUAUCCAAAGAACUUUCCAAAACUCACUUACAGCUGUACAAUAUUGAUCUACUGCUUGCUAAUUUUCCAUCUCUUUUGAGAUUCAGGCAGUGUUUAAAAGAGUAUAAUCAAAGUGGGAGGCAGAACAUUCGACAUUUACUCAAUGCAAUCAAGUACUCUACAGCAUUUUUACCAACCAUUUCAAUGAUCCUUUUUAAGGCUGGGUAUUUGAAAACUCGCAAUCUUUGGGUAUUUUUCACAUUCAUCAAUUCAUCUUACUCCCUCUAUUGGGAUAUAACCAACGACUGGAAUUUUGGCUUUUUUCUUAAAUUUUUAUCUGAUAAACCAAAUGUGAAGCUGUUGAGAAAUAAAUUGCUAUACAGCAAGGAAGCCUACGUUUUAGCCAUUAUCAUAGAUUUUCAACUGAGGUUUAUAUGGGUAUAUGGUUUAGUAUUUGUUGACCCGUCGUCUCCUUCGCCGAGCACGGCAGCCAAAUUUUUCACCACUAUGUUUGCAACAGAGAUGGGUACAUUUGUUCUAGAAUGCUUGGAGAUAUUCAGAAGAUGGGUCUGGGUCUUCCUGAAGAUUGAAACGGAAUAUGUAAUAAUGAGCUCUGUUAGCGAUUUCAUCGAACUCCAAAGUUUUGAUUGA